Molecule: messenger RNA, 4104 nt
Organism: Colletotrichum scovillei
Lineage: Eukaryota; Fungi; Ascomycota; Sordariomycetes; Glomerellales; Glomerellaceae
Exons: 4
Coding region: 2026-3216 (396 amino acids)
Cellular component (GO): RNA polymerase II transcription regulator complex
Molecular function (GO): DNA-binding transcription activator activity, RNA polymerase II-specific; transcription cis-regulatory region binding
Source: RefSeq, a predicted model, not a curated record
GGGUUUUUGAAAAGCUUUUCUGGUCGUCCCAAACGUUUUCAUACAUCAUUGAACUUGACCUUUGGUCCCUUGGAUAUAGGACACCUGAUCUGCGAGAACCCCGAAAGGGAAUGCAGGGCACAUCGAAACGCCGUUGAAAUCCGUACGAGCCGUCAACCAGACUACAACCAAACGAACGACGGGAGGCCGAGACAGCGCUACAGCGACAUCGCGCAGCAAGCCAUCAUCACGCCCAGAGCCGGAGUCCAGAGGGAAGAGACGCACGCCUACCUUUACGACCCCUCUCACCUUCCACAUCCCCUUCCCUCCACCGCGAGUGUGAGAAGCGGGGUUGAACUGAGCUGGCGCAGCAUCCACGCAACUUGCCCAGCGAACUGCAUCGUCGUUGGAGCUGAGCUCGGGAAGCGAAGCAUCGGUUGGAGGGGCUUUUUGCAGCAAUCCAUCCACCAGCACCAGCACCAGCACCAGGCCCGAGUUGUCCUUCCUGUUUCCCCUUUUCCUUGUUGGGUUACCUUCACCAUUGAAGCGACAUAUCGUCCCAUUGACCCUCUCAUCCAUUCAUCCUUCGAGCAUCGUCGUCUCGUGCUUGCUGGCUGUUCGUCGUCGAAGGUGCCACAACAUAUUGGCGGCCCCAGCUGCGUUUGGAUCGUCAAAAGAGAGAAAGAGGCAACAGAUUCUGCCACCACACACCCUUCAUCGUUCGUCGUCCGCUGCUGCUCACCCGAUCCUCUUUUCUCUCUCAGUUUCGCCCUCUCACGUUGGCGGAGCAGCCACCACCAAUUCAACUCCAAUCAGCCACUCAGCUCUCAUAACUGUGUGUGGUGUGUGUGUGCUUGGUCUAGAGAGAUCGAGACAACCAGUUACAGAGACCCUAGGUGAGAGAAAGAGGCUUGUCCCUCUCACCCAUACGAAUUGAACAUCCGGUUGUCUGUGUGUCUGCACAGCAUCUGCACCAAAACGUGGGGAAGACCGUGGGAGAGAACCAAGACACACAAACCGCAAGGAAAAGAGAAGAGACGAGCAGGUCCCAUCCUGUCAAGCUGUGUGGACGUUGUGAAGCAGAACAUCCCGUCCUUUUUAACAGGAACAACGACCCGGUCAAGCUUGGCCUACAGCCUGUUCCCCACACACCCCCUCGUUCCCUUUCUCUCUCUCACAGUCGGAAGUCUUCUCCUGAUCUCUCCUCUCAAGAGGGACACUCACACGUAUCCGUACUCACCACACCCCCCUCCUCCUCCUCCUUGAAUCCCCUCCAUCCCCACCGUCUCUUCUCACAGUCACCAGUCACCCAUCCCAUCCCAUCCAUCCCUCAUCCCUCACCCCUCUCCGCUCGUCGCUGCACGCCCACUCCCACGCCGGCGGCCCUGCUCGGUGGUGUCUGGCAAGCCGCAAAGUCUGGGUCUAGGCGAAUGGCUGGAGUGCGCCCCCCCUCAAGCUGCCAGUUUAUUAUCAUUACAUAAAAGACCGCCGCUCUCUUCCAUUUCCUUACACACUGCAACCUCUCAUCGCUGCGUCCCUUAUCUCUGGGCUGGCAAAAACAAGCUGUCAAAGAUUCAACUGAAGCUCAAUUGCGCCCGCUUGGAUGCCUUUCCCCCCAGUCACAGUCUCAGCAGCGCACCGCUCCGUACCUUAUCUCGCGGCUGUUUAGAUUCUCCCACCCUUUUCCAAGUCCCUCUACCACGCUGGCGGUUUCGCCCCAAUUCCCGUGCGGGCGCUCGUAGGCGCCACUGGCAACUUCUCCCCCGGAUAUCCCUUUUUCGGGCAAUUUUUUACGACCCCGUCCCUGCUUGUCAUCUCUUUUGCGCCCGCAACCACGCGCGAGAAGUGCCAAACACCCAUACAACGAACACUUCCAGAACAUCGUAGGGCUGGGAGUGUGGAACACGCGACGUCACAACGGCGUCCUAUCUACAGAUCCAGAUCCAGAUACAGAUCCUCCCGUGCUUGCGUUGCCGCUGCCGCUCACGCUGCCGCUGCCGCCAACGCCGACCGGCAACCUGCCUCAACCCCCGGACCAGAUAAGGCAUGGCAGAUAAGAUGUCCAUCGACAACAAAGAUCCCGUCAAGGAGGAUACUCCAGAGACCGUGGGUUCUAGUCCCGAGGGCGAACAUCAGCCUGUGCCUAAUGGCACUUCAAACAACCCCAAUGGUGCUGUCGAGGGCCAGCAACCAAAGCGAAAGGGUGGCCGUAAGCCUAUCUACGCCACCUCCGAGGAGCGUAAGCAACGCAACCGCCAGGCUCAAGCUGCCUUCCGCGAGCGUCGCACAGAGUACAUCAAACAGCUCGAGGAAGCCAUUCGUGUACAUGAGUCCAACCUGCACAACCUUCAGGCCGCUCAUCGCACUGCUGCCGAUGAGUGUCUGAUGUUGCGCUACAAGAACUCCUUGUUGGAACGCAUCCUCUUGGAGAAAGGCAUUGAUGUUCAGGCUGAGCUUCGUGCCAAAACUGGCAGCCCCAACUUGGGGCCGACUCAUGCUCCUCAAAACAUGGUCCAGCCACCACCUAUUCAGCGAGCCAUCCUGAACCGACAUCACCAGUCUCGUCGAUCCAAUUCGAGCAUCGCCCCGAAGCUGGAGCCCGGCAUCAGUCCUCUACCCCCGCCGAUACAAGCAGCCCACUCUGCUGCUUCACCAAAGGGCCGGCCUACCCCUUCAUCGCACUCCAACUCGCCAUCAAGCACGGCACCGUAUGGAGGCCAGCAGGCUCUCUCACCGGCAGCCUCUGACCACGGACCGCUUCGUCCUGGCAUGGCACCGUCCAUGAAGUCUCAACUCAGCCCCAUGGGUCCCAUGAACCCGGCCGCCCGAGCUCACAUGAUGUCCGGAGGCCCUCCUCGCGUCGGCAACAAUGGUUCAUACUACCCAACACCUGGGUUCCAGAACCACAUUGAGCAGCUAGAACAAGAGUAUGAUGCUCCAGCGGACAUGAUUGAAGACUCCGAGAUCGACACCCCAAGCGGGCCUGGGCCAUAUCCCAGCGGCUUCUCUGGCGACGCACCACAGCAUAUGAUGACUUCGCCAAACUCCGUUGGCCCCGGCCAUGGCCAGCACAUGACGUCUCAGGCUGAGCCUGCACAACCUACCCACACGACCCAGGGUGCAUAUCCCUCCAUGACCCAGCUCUUGGAUACCGGCAUUGAUUGGGAUCCCUUUGGACUGAGCGCCAGCAUGGCCUUCCCAUCACAAUUCUCUUUCGAUACCAGCAACAUGCGGUAACUCUGCGCCCCCAUGGUGAAAGAAUCGAAAUCAUCGACACCUGCACAUGGACCGGGAUCGUUGUGAUUAAAGAGGAGGAUUUGUCCAAAUUUGUUCUAUCAAGGCCUUCGUGGCCGCUGUCUUGGUUCAAAAAGAAAAAAAAGAAGUUUAAUCAUGUGAACAUGGGAGGUUUGCGGGGAGCGAAGAAAACUCGAUACCCGAGACGACACGACAUCAGCAUUCGGACGGCGAGAUUGUUUUCUGGGCGAAGCCUAUAGCGGCGUCCUUAACUACAACAAACACCAGCGAGGGGGAAACAAAAAUUAUCAAGAUGGCUUUCAAUACCCGCGCCGUGCGGUCAUCUACGGGGAAAUGCGAUCACGACAUAAAAAAGUUACCAACAAAUCAUUUUGUCUCUUUCGAAAUAUGGACAGUCAACACUGGGCGGCGGAAAUACCCCACGGGAGGUUUGGCGGCCUGCAGUACUUGUCUUUUAUUUUCAUGUUUUUAUAUGCCGGGAAGCUUUCCGCAAUGGAACCCCGCGCUUGUUUUUAAUGGCGUUUAUUUUUUCAUCAUUCACACAUCGCAUAUUUGAUGGUGUAUAGGAUACAGGCGGAACCAAAAAAAGUUUUUCUAUUUCGGAUUUCAAAAAAACAGAGUCUUCAACUCUUGGGUGAAAUGGACAUUGGUUGAAAUCUUCUCCGUGAAGCAAGCGUCACUCAUCAUUUGCAAGGUGUCUAAAGUUUUGGUACUGAUGGCUUGUCGUUGCCAGAGGCCCCCCGGCCGUGGGGGUCCAGAUCGGCCGACGGCGGAAGAUGUGGGAACACGGAGGCAUCUGGGAGGGAAAUGGACAAACCCGCACCCACUUGUGGCUGCCGCGCGUCUGGGACAAGACGGGGCGAACGGGCA